Homo sapiens (human) is the source of this 4593-nucleotide messenger RNA. It is a transcript of the gene ADIPOQ, whose product is annotated as adiponectin, C1Q and collagen domain containing. Gene Ontology annotation, cellular component: extracellular region; endoplasmic reticulum. NCBI's taxonomy places the organism in Eukaryota, Metazoa, Chordata, Mammalia, Primates, Hominidae. The transcript has 4 exons. The record is from RefSeq and is marked reviewed. Gene Ontology annotation, molecular function: signaling receptor binding; hormone activity; protein serine/threonine kinase activator activity. Gene Ontology annotation, biological process: negative regulation of fat cell differentiation; positive regulation of cold-induced thermogenesis; positive regulation of renal albumin absorption. The coding region runs from base 100 to 834 and encodes 244 amino acids.
AUUCUGACUGCAGUCUGUGGUUCUGAUUCCAUACCAGAGGAGACGGGAUUUCACCAUGUUGUCCAGGCUGGUCUGAAACUCCUGACAUCAGGGCUCAGGAUGCUGUUGCUGGGAGCUGUUCUACUGCUAUUAGCUCUGCCCGGUCAUGACCAGGAAACCACGACUCAAGGGCCCGGAGUCCUGCUUCCCCUGCCCAAGGGGGCCUGCACAGGUUGGAUGGCGGGCAUCCCAGGGCAUCCGGGCCAUAAUGGGGCCCCAGGCCGUGAUGGCAGAGAUGGCACCCCUGGUGAGAAGGGUGAGAAAGGAGAUCCAGGUCUUAUUGGUCCUAAGGGAGACAUCGGUGAAACCGGAGUACCCGGGGCUGAAGGUCCCCGAGGCUUUCCGGGAAUCCAAGGCAGGAAAGGAGAACCUGGAGAAGGUGCCUAUGUAUACCGCUCAGCAUUCAGUGUGGGAUUGGAGACUUACGUUACUAUCCCCAACAUGCCCAUUCGCUUUACCAAGAUCUUCUACAAUCAGCAAAACCACUAUGAUGGCUCCACUGGUAAAUUCCACUGCAACAUUCCUGGGCUGUACUACUUUGCCUACCACAUCACAGUCUAUAUGAAGGAUGUGAAGGUCAGCCUCUUCAAGAAGGACAAGGCUAUGCUCUUCACCUAUGAUCAGUACCAGGAAAAUAAUGUGGACCAGGCCUCCGGCUCUGUGCUCCUGCAUCUGGAGGUGGGCGACCAAGUCUGGCUCCAGGUGUAUGGGGAAGGAGAGCGUAAUGGACUCUAUGCUGAUAAUGACAAUGACUCCACCUUCACAGGCUUUCUUCUCUACCAUGACACCAACUGAUCACCACUAACUCAGAGCCUCCUCCAGGCCAAACAGCCCCAAAGUCAAUUAAAGGCUUUCAGUACGGUUAGGAAGUUGAUUAUUAUUUAGUUGGAGGCCUUUAGAUAUUAUUCAUUCAUUUACUCAUUCAUUUAUUCAUUCAUUCAUCGAGUAACUUUAAAAAAAUCAUAUGCUAUGUUCCCAGUCCUGGGGAGCUUCACAAACAUGACCAGAUAACUGACUAGAAAGAAGUAGUUGACAGUGCUAUUUUGUGCCCACUGUCUCUCCUGAUGCUCAUAUCAAUCCUAUAAGGCACAGGGAACAAGCAUUCUCCUGUUUUUACAGAUUGUAUCCUGAGGCUGAGAGAGUUAAGUGAAUGUCUAAGGUCACACAGUAUUAAGUGACAGUGCUAGAAAUCAAACCCAGAGCUGUGGACUUUGUUCACUAGACUGUGCCCUUUUAUAGAGGUACAUGUUCUCUUUGGAGUGUUGGUAGGUGUCUGUUUCCCACCUCACCUGAGAGCCAUUGAAUUUGCCUUCCUCAUGAAUUAAAACCUCCCCCAAGCAGAGCUUCCUCAGAGAAAGUGGUUCUAUGAUGACGUCCUGUCUUGGAAGGACUACUACUCAAUGGCCCCUGCACUACUCUACUUCCUCUUACCUAUGUCCCUUCUCAUGCCUUUCCCUCCAACGGGGAAAGCCAACUCCAUCUCUAAGUGCCGAACUCAUCCCUGUUCCUCAAGGCCACCUGGCCAGGAGCUUCUCUGAUGUGAUAUCCACUUUUUUUUUUUUUGAGAUGGAGUCUCACUCUGUCACCCAGGCUGGAGUACAGUGACACGACCUCGGCUCACUGCAGCCUCCUUCUCCUGGGUCCAAGCAAUUAUUGUGCCUCAGCCUCCCGAGUAGCUGAGACUUCAGGUGCAUUCCACCACACAUGGCUAAUUUUUGUAUUUUUAGUAGAAAUGGGGUUUCGUCAUGUUGGCCAGGCUGGUCUCGAACUCCUGGCCUAGGUGAUCCACCCGCCUCGACCUCCCAAAGUGCUGGGAUUACAGGCAUGAGCCACCAUGCCCAGUCGAUAUCUCACUUUUUAUUUUGCCAUGGAUGAGAGUCCUGGGUGUGAGGAACACCUCCCACCAGGCUAGAGGCAACUGCCCAGGAAGGACUGUGCUUCCGUCACCUCUAAAUCCCUUGCAGAUCCUUGAUAAAUGCCUCAUGAAGACCAAUCUCUUGAAUCCCAUAUCUACCCAGAAUUAACUCCAUUCCAGUCUCUGCAUGUAAUCAGUUUUAUCCACAGAAACAUUUUCAUUUUAGGAAAUCCCUGGUUUUAAGUAUCAAUCCUUGUUCAGCUGGACAAUAUGAAUCUUUUCCACUGAAGUUAGGGAUGACUGUGAUUUUCAGAACACGUCCAGAAUUUUUCAUCAAGAAGGUAGCUUGAGCCUGAAAUGCAAAACCCAUGGAGGAAUUCUGAAGCCAUUGUCUCCUUGAGUACCAACAGGGUCAGGGAAGACUGGGCCUCCUGAAUUUAUUAUUGUUCUUUAAGAAUUACAGGUUGAGGUAGUUGAUGGUGGUAAACAUUCUCUCAGGAGACAAUAACUCCAGUGAUGUUCUUCAAAGAUUUUAGCAAAAACAGAGUAAAUAGCAUUCUCUAUCAAUAUAUAAAUUUAAAAAACUAUCUUUUUGCUUACAGUUUUAAAUUCUGAACAAUUCUCUCUUAUAUGUGUAUUGCUAAUCAUUAAGGUAUUAUUUUUUCCACAUAUAAAGCUUUGUCUUUUUGUUGUUGUUGUUGUUUUUAAGAUGGAGUUUCCCUCUGUUGCCAGGCUAGAGUGCAGUGGCAUGAUCUCGGCUUACUGCAACCUUUGCCUCCCAGGUUCAAGCGAUUCUUCUGCCUCAGCCUCCCGAGUAGCUGGGACCACAGGUGCCUACCACCAUGCCAGGCUAAUUUUUGUAUUUUUAGUAAAGACAGGGUUUCACCAUAUUGGCCAGGCUGGUCUCGAACUCCUGACCUUGUGAUCUGCCCGCCUCCAUUUUUGUUGUUAUUUUUUGAGAAAGAUAGAUAUGAGGUUUAGAGAGGGAUGAAGAGGUGAGAGUAAGCCUUGUGUUAGUCAGAACUCUGUGUUGUGAAUGUCAUUCACAACAGAAAACCCAAAAUAUUAUGCAAACUACUGUAAGCAAGAAAAAUAAAGGAAAAAUGGAAACAUUUAUUCCUUUGCAUAAUAGAAAUUACCAGAGUUGUUCUGUCUUUAGAUAAGGUUUGAACCAAAGCUCAAAACAAUCAAGACCCUUUUCUGUAUGUCCUUCUGUUCUGCCUUCCGCAGUGUAGGCUUUACCCUCAGGUGCUACACAGUAUAGUUCUAGGGUUUCCCUCCCGAUAUCAAAAAGACUGUGGCCUGCCCAGCUCUCGUAUCCCCAAGCCACACCAUCUGGCUAAAUGGACAUCAUGUUUUCUGGUGAUGCCCAAAGAGGAGAGAGGAAGCUCUCUUUCCCAGAUGCCCCAGCAAGUGUAACCUUGCAUCUCAUUGCUCUGGCUGAGUUGUGUGCCUGUUUCUGACCAAUCACUGAGUCAGGAGGAUGAAAUAUUCAUAUUGACUUAAUUGCAGCUUAAGUUAGGGGUAUGUAGAGGUAUUUUCCCUAAAGCAAAAUUGGGACACUGUUAUCAGAAAUAGGAGAGUGGAUGAUAGAUGCAAAAUAAUACCUGUCCACAACAAACUCUUAAUGCUGUGUUUGAGCUUUCAUGAGUUUCCCAGAGAGACAUAGCUGGAAAAUUCCUAUUGAUUUUCUCUAAAAUUUCAACAAGUAGCUAAAGUCUGGCUAUGCUCACAGUCUCACAUCUGGUUGGGGUGGGCUCCUUACAGAACACGCUUUCACAGUUACCCUAAACUCUCUGGGGCAGGGUUAUUCCUUUGUGGAACCAGAGGCACAGAGAGAGUCAACUGAGGCCAAAAGAGGCCUGAGAGAAACUGAGGUCAAGAUUUCAGGAUUAAUGGUCCUGUGAUGCUUUGAAGUACAAUUGUGGAUUUGUCCAAUUCUCUUUAGUUCUGUCAGCUUUUGCUUCAUAUAUUUUAGCGCUCUAUUAUUAGAUAUAUACAUGUUUAGUAUUAUGUCUUAUUGGUGCAUUUACUCUCUUAUCAUUAUGUAAUGUCCUUCUUUAUCUGUGAUAAUUUUCUGUGUUCUGAAGUCUACUUUGUCUAAAAAUAACAUACGCACUCAACUUCCUUUUCUUUCUUCCUUCCUUUCUUUCUUCCUUCCUUUCUUUCUCUCUCUCUCUCUUUCCUUCCUUCCUUCCUCCUUUUCUUUCUCUCUCUCUCUCUCUCUCUUUUUUUGACAGACUCUCGUUCUGUGGCCCUGGCUGGAGUUCAGUGGUGUGAUCUUGGCUCACUGCUACCUCUACCAUGAGCAAUUCUCCUGCCUCAGCCUCCCAAGUAGCUGGAACUACAGGCUCAUGCCACUGCGCCCAGCUAAUUUUUGUAUUUUUCGUAGAGACGGGGUUUCACCACAUUCGUCAGGUUGGUUUCAAACUCCUGACUUUGUGAUCCACCCGCCUCGGCCUCCCAAAGUGCUGGGAUUACAGGCAUGAGCCAUCACACCUGGUCAACUUUCUUUUGAUUAGUGUUUUUGUGGUAUAUCUUUUUCCAUCAUGUUACUUUAAAUAUAUCUAUAUUAUUGUAUUUAAAAUGUGUUUCUUACAGACUGCAUGUAGUUGGGUAUAAUUUUUAUCCAGUCUAAAAAUAUCUGUCUUUUAAUUGGUGUUUAGACAAUUUAUAUUUAAUAAAAUUGUUGAAUUUAA